Aspergillus costaricaensis CBS 115574 is the source of this 446-nucleotide messenger RNA. RefSeq lists its product as uncharacterized. Lineage: Eukaryota; Fungi; Ascomycota; Eurotiomycetes; Eurotiales; Aspergillaceae. The transcript has 3 exons. The coding region runs from base 126 to 446 and encodes 106 amino acids. The record is from RefSeq and is a predicted model, not a curated record.
UAACCAUUCAUUCCUACGGAGUACUUACAUUCCCAAUAAUCAGCCAUUCAACCUCACCCAAUCACUCAAUCAAUACUUAAUUCCAAAUAAUAACUCCGGAGUGAACCAAACAAAGAAAAAAAAAGAUGUCACCCCCCAAACCAAGAGUGAUCAUGGACCCUCACCACCGCCAACCACUACCACCCCGUGGACAACAACAACGUCCAGCAGGAGCAGCAGGUAUCAAAGAUAUCCGCCAAACGAAAGAAUAUAAACUUGCUGCGAGACGAUGGAUAUCAGUAAUGGUGGGAUUACCCAUCUUGAUGUAUACGUCUUGGAGCUUGUAUGAGAGGACCUAUGGGGAUAAGAGGCCGAAGAGGUUGGUGGAGAGGUCGUCUGCUUCUUCUUCUACUAUUACUCCUUCGGGGCUGGGUUCUGGGAAGGGGGAGGGGGAGGGGGAGAAGUAA